CAUCUUCCGUUGGGCAUUAAUGUAGUUUUUGCAGAAUAGAGAAAAAUGUCAUCAAAGUCAGACUCAAGAAAACAUCGAAGCCACGACGAUUACGAUAGACAUCGUAGUCAUAGACCAAGAUCUCGCAGUAGAAGUCCGAAAACUAGUAACAGAGAAAAGGAUGGUAAAUCCCAUCGCUCUGAAAAAUCGAGUGGUUCUCAGAGAAGACAAGAGAGAGAGGAAGAUGUCUGGAGAAAACCAGAAAGAAAAGGAGGCAACCACCGAAGAGCAGACAGAGAAGAGCCGAUAGUGAGGAAAAUCAAGUCUGAACCAGCUGAUAAAGGCUAUAGAAAAUAUGAGUUUCCUGAGAGAAAGGAGAAAGAAAAGGAAUCAAGGAGUCGAUGGGACGAUGAUGAUAAGGUAGAGAACACGAGACAGGGUGGUGAUAGGAGAGGUAGUAGGCAGGAAGUACCGCAGAUCAGAAUAAAACAAGAACGCGAGCACAAUGAUGAGCGGAGGAGAGAACAUAGGCGGCAGGUCGGGGAUGCUAAUCCGUUCCAAACAACUGCUCACAAUGCAGAAGAAAAUGCAGAAGAAAAUGCUCCUCCUGCACCAAAGGAAGAACCCAAUUUUGGACUGUCGGGAGCCCUUACUGAAGACACUAAUACAUUCCGUGGGAUAGUGAUCAAAUACAAUGAGCCUCCGGAGGCUCGAAAGCCAAAGCUGCGAUGGCGGCUUUAUGUGUUUAAAGGAGACCAAGAGUUGCCCACAUUGUACAUCCAUCGACAGAGUGCCUACCUUCUGGGUCGAGAGAGGUUGAUAGCAGACCUGCCCAUCGAUCAUCCCUCGUGUUCCAAGCAGCAUGCAGCCAUCCAAUACAGGCUUGUCGAGUACGAGAAGAAUGACGGCACGAUGAGCAAGAGAGUUAGACCUUACAUCAUUGACCUUGAAUCAGCCAAUGGCACAUUUCUGAACAACAAGCAGAUAGAGCCAAAGAGGUACUAUGAGAUGAAGGAAAAAGAUGUGCUCAAGUUUGGAUUUAGUUCAAGGGAAUAUGUUGUCCUUAAUGAUAAAACAACCGAAGGGGACAUUGAAGAUGAAGGAGAAAUUUGACAGGAUUGAUAUAAAUACAUGGAUAAUGAAAUAAUGUUACUUGUCUAUUUUUCUUACAGUUUUGGGAUUGAAGAAGAUGAAAUCCCUUUAACUUUAAAGGGUAAGUUUACCCUGACAAUAAGUUGGUUAAAAAAAAAAGAAAAAAAUAUUGGUGAAGAGACUAUACAUAAAAAAAUAACAGAGUUAUGAAAUUUUAAAGUUUUGGUCAGGGAAUAAUUUUGCUUUACAAAUUUGAAUAGCAUUUUUGAUCAUAAGAGAAAAGCUCUCAACUAAAUAAUGUAAAAAUAUGCUAUACAAAGACUUUAUGCAUAGCAGUCUUUCAAAAAUGUGGAACAAGUUGCGAUGCGAUACCAGGAAAAUUAUUCUCUGAUGGUUUUUGUGACGUCACAGAUGAGCAGCUUCUCUAUUUGUUAUGUUGUACAAAUUCCUUGAAAAUAAUGCAAUUUCCUAAAAAAAAUGAAAGGAAUUUCAUUUUUGCAGGGAAUAUAUCUUCAGACACAUCAUUUUAUUCCCCUUUCUUUAAGAAAAUAUUUUCAUUCAUCAGUGUUCCAUUGAAAAUUAGAAUGAGUGGAAUUUAUAUAACAUGAUAUGGAGGAGCAGCUUUCAUAUGACGUCAAAGAAUUAAAACUUUAAAAAUUCAUUAUUCUCUUAUUCUUACAUGUAGAUGGAUUUUCAUUGACUCUUCACCAAUUUUUUCUGCUUUUAUUAUUACCAACUUAUCAUCAAGGUGAACAUCCCUUUUAUAGGGCAUGUAAAAUGUUUUUGUAAAGGCUCUUUUUUGUUAUAAUCUAUACCUCAAAAAAGAAAACUGAAAGUCUGUUCACACCUUAAUUCAUUGUCGGUGUACAUUUCCAGGAUGGGUUUUACAAGUUUCCUGCGGGAAGAGGAACAAUUUAAAGCAGGAAAUUAGAAAAGACAGAUAAAAACUUCCACUCCAAGAGGCCUUAAUCCGGAGUUACAAAUCUAAUUUACUUUUUAAAGAAAUCAAACUCUUCAAAUUUGUUUAUCUAUAGGUACAUGUACUAGUGUAGUAAUCAAAAGCUUAUCCAUUAAUAGUAAAUGACUGGCCAUGCCACUUUUUUGGUUUCAAUUUGACAGUUUUUCUUAACAGCUUGUUGGGAACACCUAAGUAGACAUUUAAAAUAAAUUGUUCUCUAAGAGCAUUAUGCCAAACAAUAAGAGUGAAUAAAAAAGGAAAAGCACUUUAAGUCAAGAAAAUUAGCAUUUCACUUUUCACCUUCACCAGCACAAUUCUGACUUGAUGGGAGUUCAACUCCCUUACUCAACAAUUUCUCCAGACAUACAUGUACUUCCAUGUACACCAGAAUUUUUUUUUAAGAAAAACAAAAUAAAAAAUUACAAAAGAAAUUAAAAAGCAAAGCUGAGCAAUGAGCACUGCAUCCGAAAAUAUGUUGUGUUGCAUAUUUUGUGAAUGUGUUACAUGUAACUUUAUUUCAAUUUUCAAAGUAUGAAAGUAGCAAAAUGAAAGGAAAUGUUCUUGUGAUUAUAACACAAAUUGUCCAUGGAAAACAGGAAGAGUCUUGGAGAAGGGGGAGGGGUGUAUUGGGAAGGAGAUUUAGCAGGCCUUGUGGGUGUUUCAUAAAGCUGUUUGUAAGGUAAGAGCGACUUUAAGAACGACUGGUGAACCUUUCUUACGCGCUAUAAAAUAAUGACCAAUAAACAUUUGAUGGUAAAUAUCAUUUUCCACAAGAAACUAAGAAAGGAUCACAGGUCAUUCUUAGUCACUCUUCACUAGCAAACAGCAUUAUGAAACGGCCCCCUGAUGUUUGGAAAUCGCCAUCAAGUUAUGGACAAGUCAAAUUUCCAUUUGAAAUAUUAAGUGCCAACCUCAUUAAGCUGGUUGUCGACUGUACAAUAUAUUUGCCGUAGUACAUACAAGUACAUAUAGUCCUACUCUGAACAUUCAAUUGGUAAGAGACAGCCGGACAUUCUCAGGUGUAUGUACUGUAUACAUGUUGACUAUAGUUUCCAAAAAAAUAAUUAAAUUGAAUAUUGGAUACAACAAAAAUUAUGAAUGAUAUGUGUAUGUAAAUCGAGUCUACUCUAAUUGUUUUUUUUUUCAAUACAGUUCAUGCACAUUGUAUAUGUUCCAUUUUACAUGGACAGUGUGAUCAAGAGAAAUAAAUGUUAUUUGAUACAAAACUGAUAUUCAA
This is a messenger RNA of Lytechinus pictus (painted urchin), 3266 nucleotides long. RefSeq names its product smad nuclear-interacting protein 1-like. Gene Ontology annotation, cellular component: nucleus. The record is from RefSeq and is a predicted model, not a curated record. Bases 46 to 1092 code for a protein of 348 amino acids. NCBI's taxonomy places the organism in Eukaryota, Metazoa, Echinodermata, Echinoidea, Temnopleuroida, Toxopneustidae. The transcript has 2 exons. Gene Ontology annotation, molecular function: protein binding; mRNA binding. Gene Ontology annotation, biological process: miRNA processing.